Molecule: messenger RNA, 1326 nt
Organism: Amblyraja radiata (thorny skate)
Lineage: Eukaryota; Metazoa; Chordata; Chondrichthyes; Rajiformes; Rajidae
Product: glutathione peroxidase 2-like
Exons: 3
Biological process (GO): glutathione metabolic process; hydrogen peroxide catabolic process; response to selenium ion
Cellular component (GO): cytosol; mitochondrion
Molecular function (GO): glutathione peroxidase activity
Source: RefSeq, a predicted model, not a curated record
GCCGCCGGCGCCUCCCAGUGCGCCUGCGCGGCCGUUUCCCGCCCCUCCGCCAACGGCCGGGUGGUUGGAGAGAGAGCGAGGGAGACAGUGCGCAGGCGCGGAGGAGCGGGCGGGAAAAGCCACCCCUACCCUGACAUAGGCGGCAGCCGCCAUCGACCAGAGGACGUGUCCGUGUCGGAGCGAGCCAUGAUGUUUUGCAGUGGCGUUGGAUCAGAGUAAUGUAAAUUUCUGAAGAUUUUUGCUGAUUUGAAAUAUUGCGCACGUGGUUUCAUUUCCUGGACGAUACAUAUCUGCGUUUCAGAUUUGAAUCUCAGGCAACACUUGCAAAGAAGAUGGCAGAAGCCAGACUGACAUUUUAUAACUUGACAACAGAACUCCUCAAUGGUGAAAUCUUCAAUUUCUCCGAUCUCAAAGGAAAGGUGGUGUUAAUUGAAAAUGUUGCAUCCCUAUGAGGGACAACUACCAGGGAUUACCAGCAGAUGAAUGAGCUCCAGAGCCGCUAUGGCAGCCAGGGGUUUGUUGUUCUGGGUUUUCCCUGCAAUCAGUUUGGCUACCAGGAAAAUAUCUACAAUGAGGAGAUUCUUAAUUCUUUGAAAUAUGUCCGUCCAGGCAAUGGCUUUGAGCCAAAUUUUUCUAUAUCUAAAAAGAUGGAGAUCAAUGGAGAAGAUGAAAAUUCAAUCUUUACUUUUCUGAAACAGAGGUUGCCUGAAGCCCAUGAUGAUCCUAAAACCUUAAUGGUGGACCCCAAGUUCAUAAUCUGGAGACCAGUCCAUCGAAGCGAUAUAGGCUGGAAUUUUGAGAAAUUCCUUAUUGGACGAGAUGGUGAGCCAUUCAGGCGAUACAGCAAGAAUUUCCUCACUAUUGAUGUUGAAGAAGACAUCAGAGCUCUUUUACAAAGUAAUGAAAGACCAUCUGAUAAAACCAUUGAAGUUGAAAUUGAAGUUGAGUAACGUUUACAGUAGUUUUCAAUGUUGAGCAUGUUAUGUUAUGCUUUGUAUAAAGAUUAGCCACAGGUAUGUAAAUGUAAAAUUCAAUAAUCACCACCUUUAUGGAUAGUUACAUUUACUGGAUUAUAGCGCUAAUCCAAUUGGUCUGUUUGCUCUGUUUAGAUUUUUUUUGUAAAUGUUAAAUGCAUAAAAAGUUUCCUCAGUGAGAUCCUGAUUUCUCUGCUAAAUGAGCCAAUCCAGUUUCAGAUGUUAGACAUUUUACUAUAUGAUGGUGCUUUUUCAAAGGUCUGCUGAAAAGUACUUAAUGUAGCCUGUAAAAGUCUAACUGGAUAUUGAAGGCAACUUGUAAAGGAGAAUCUUCCAUUAAAGAUGUUUUAAU